GAGAAGGAGAGAGAGAGACGGAGAGGAGGAGGAGAAGGAGGGUUUGUGGCUUGGCCUAUAUCUUACAGUCUCUCUCACGGUCUGAGCCAUCUCAUCUACAACGUUUCUUUCCUCUCUCGUCUCCUCCUUUCUACUCUUUCUUUCCACCAUCUUUCAGCUCAUUCCUCCUCUUUCUUGUUCUCUCUCUUUCUCUCUGUCUCCUUGACUCUUCUCUCGCCCUGGUUUCCGAAUCAGAAACUACAGAUCCGAGGAGGUAGAGAAUCAGCAGUCAAUCAAGGCAUCAAAUCAAGGCAUCAAAUCAGAUCAUCACGUCCAGGGAGCAGCGAGCUGUAGGUAGAAAAGAUCUCCUUCGGUUGGCCGCCAGCCACCCAUCAAGUCACAGCUGCGGCAGCAUGUCAUCCUCCUCAGCCGCCUUUUCCUUGGACCACCUCUCCCCGCCUCCUUCCGAGCAGCUCUGCUACGUCCACUGCAACUUCUGCGACACCGUCCUCGCCGUGAGUGUUCCCUACACCAGUCUCUUCAAGACGGUGACGGUGAGGUGUGGCCACUGCACCAAUCUUCUCUCCGUCAACAUGAGGGGUCUUCUCCUCCCUGCGGCCAACCAGCUCCACCUCAGCCAUGCCUGCUUGACCCCGGCUCACCAUAAUCUCCUGGAUGAGCUACAGUGCCCACCUCCCAGCUUACUGCUGGAUCCAUCCAUACCGUGCAGUGGCAACGCCAACAACAACGGCAACCUCGUCCACAGUAACGCCACCGUCAACCACAACGACAGCAUCAACAGCAACUGCAGCACCACGGCGCCCGUGAAAGGUGUGGAGGAAGUGCUUCCACGGUCCCCGGUCGUCAACAGACCUCCGGAGAAGCGGCAGCGAGUUCCAUCCGCAUACAAUCGGUUCAUCAAAGACGAAAUCCAACGCAUUAAAGCUGGGAAUCCCGACAUCACUCACAGGGAGGCCUUCAGCGCCGCUGCAAAGAACUGGGCCCACUUUCCGCACAUCCAUUUCGGACUGAUGCCGGAUCAGGGUCUGAAGAAGGCCAGCGUGCGGCAGGCGCCGGAGGGAGAGGAUGUUCUUCCCAAGGAGGGUUUCUACGCCACAGCCGCUGCAAACAUGGGUGUCACUCCUUUCUAAGCGACCACGCACCGGACCGCACUCUGCCACUGCUACUGUUGUUAGGGUUGCUCCUUAGGGUUCCCUCCUCGUCUUUCCACUCUCUCUUUUCUCCUUCCGCUUGGUCUGGUCUUCAUGUCCGGUCGAUGGUGGCCGUGACGGGCGCAAACGCCUGAGGAAAAGCUCGGUAUGCUCGCUGCCUUUAUCUACCGACGCGCGUGUGUUCCUUUGGACCGUCUUAACUGUUUGGCAAGUGCUGCUACGUUUCUACUGUUCUUCCUACGUGCUUUCUCAUCUUGUCUCUGGGCUUUUCUCCUUCUCUCUUCUCUCUUCUCUCUCCAUGUUCUCCACCGGGCAUGCAUGCAAGUUAAAAAGAACCUUUCGGAUUUAA
Messenger RNA from Musa acuminata AAA Group (dessert banana), 1500 nucleotides. RefSeq names its product protein YABBY 4-like. Gene Ontology annotation, biological process: regulation of shoot apical meristem development; polarity specification of adaxial/abaxial axis; fruit development. The record is from RefSeq and is a predicted model, not a curated record. Gene Ontology annotation, cellular component: nucleus. Bases 393 to 1130 code for a protein of 245 amino acids. NCBI's taxonomy places the organism in Eukaryota, Viridiplantae, Streptophyta, Magnoliopsida, Zingiberales, Musaceae. The transcript is spliced from 7 exons.